This is a messenger RNA of Cydia pomonella (codling moth), 632 nucleotides long. Its product is annotated as chorion class CB protein M5H4-like. Bases 105 to 539 code for a protein of 144 amino acids. Gene Ontology annotation, biological process: multicellular organism development; chorion-containing eggshell formation. The record is from RefSeq and is a predicted model, not a curated record. Gene Ontology annotation, cellular component: egg chorion. The transcript is spliced from 2 exons. Gene Ontology annotation, molecular function: structural constituent of egg chorion. Lineage: Eukaryota; Metazoa; Arthropoda; Insecta; Lepidoptera; Tortricidae.
GUUAUUGUGAAGCAAGAGCUUAUAGUUAGGAUAUAAAAGCUGAUGAGUCGUUCUGACAUUUAUUCUGUGUUUGCUUACAAGACAGACUAACGAAUACACCUAAAAUGGUUUCCAAGGCCGUCAUCAUCUGCACCCUUGCCUUCAUAGGACAGGCUAUCAGCGGGCCGAGCUGCUACAAAGCUAUCUCCCCCAAGCUAGCUAGCUCUUCUAGCUACUCCUCCGGUAGCGGCCAGUCCAUCGUCAUCUCCAACAGCGGCGGCGAGCUUCUCAUCAGCGCUCUCGGCCCCAUCGCGCCCUCUGGAAUCGCCGUCGCCACCGAGCUCGGUCUGGCGGGAGACCUGGAGCUGUCCGGCGAGCUGCCGUACCUGAGCGCGGUGGAGUUCCAGGGCCAGUUCGACACCAGCGGCUCGGCGCAGGUCUCGUACGGCUGCGGCGACAGCGUUGCCAUCACCCAGGUGCUCGGCAACCCAAGCGGCGCCAACGCCAACCUCAAGUCUGGCUCGUCCAAGAUCAUCAGCUGUGGUUGCGGUAAAUACUAAAAAGUCCUUUCCACGGAGAGCUGCAAUUGCAAACUUCAAUAAAAUGUUUGUUUGCAUUUUAAACGAAUAAAAUAUUUAGUAAAAAACAUUUUA